UUCUUGAUCGAUAGAAUGCGACGAUCGAUCUCGAAAAUAAAAGUUCUCGCGGGUGUUUCGCGGAUAACCUCAACGGGAGCCGAUCGAAGGAUCUGAACGAUACACGGAAAUCGAAUCUUCGAUAAUGAUCCCCGAUGGACGAUGUCGUUGUUAGAGACGAGAUGAGAUCUCGAGUCGCAGGUUCGUUUGUCCACGAGACGAGUGCCGCGAUCGAGUGAUUCGAACUAUUUCGAAGGAUUUCGUAGGAAUUCGGUGCUUUCGAUCGGACACGUGCACGCGGGGAGACGUCAGAAACGCGUCGACGAGGAUUUGCAAGGUACAAGGACCCGUAACCUUUCGAGAUCGUCGCCACGAGGUUCUGUGCUAUGAUUCGACCCACCGACGAGGCGAUAUCGUUUCGAGGGAGGCGAUGGUACGCGAACGGAUCGCUGGACUCCGGUAGAAUACGUUGCGAGUCUUACGGUCUGGCGAUAUUUUGACGAGCUCGUUCGGUUAACAACUUGGAGACUAUCGACGGCGGACCAUUAUAUCGGGGAACCGCUGGCUCGAGUACGUCGUUAAAGGAUCUGUGCCCGCGUAGUGUGAAAACGGUGUUCGAGUGGUGCUGAUAGAAAACAGUUUCGGGACCGGCGACGAUGGGAUCGGACGGGUUAAUGCGUGGCUGAGCAACGGUGAUUGUCUCGGAACCGCGGCGAUUGUUCCUAAUUAAUCGUUGCUGCUUUUGCACGGAACCUGGUUUCGCUGUCGUCAACUUCGAGCUUGACAAAUAUUACUGUCGUAAUCGGAAAUUAUGAGGUGGCUGUGGAUUAUCGUCCUGAUAGCUUUGGCGCUGCCGGCGGCCGUGCCGCGGAAGAAGCAUCGCAGCAAACCAAUGCCGAGGCUCUACGGCGAAAGGGUGCCCUUCCAGUCAAUCAGAAUCAGCAACAGCAACGUCCAACAGACCAUCGUCGACACUCACAACUACUAUCGUUCCAAAGUCAAACCAUCGGCCGCUAACAUGCUCGAAAUGAAGUGGCAUUCUGGUUUGUCCGAGGCAGCGCAGAAAUGGGCUAAUCAGUGCCCCGGGCUGGUGCACGACAAUGCAGCUGGUUUAUAUUUGAACGGUUUUGGGGAGAGUGGACAAAAUAUCUUCAUUACGACGGAUCGAACGCUCUGGAAUUUCGCCAUCAGAAUGUGGUUCAUGGAGUACAAAGACUACAAAUACGGAUUAGACAAUUGGAGCAACUUCCACAAAAUCGGCCACUACACCCAGAUCGCGUGGGCCUCGACGCAUCUGGUGGGAUGUGGCGUGAACCACUGCACCGGGGGCGGUGGUCCCCUGGGGAAGGACUACUACAUGUACGUGUGCAACUACGCCCCUGGGGGUAAUUACAAGGCCGGUUUGGGUCAUCCUUACGUGGCUGGGAAGCCGUGUAGCAUGUGCAAGGAUCAUUGCACGCGCAACAAACUCUGCACGAACGCUUGCUAUUACACCGAUCUAUGGUCGAACUGUGCCGAGCUGGUCAGAACGUUUCCGGGCUGGGUCUGCGACACGAACACGAAAGAGGGCAGACAACGACGGUAUUCUUGCGGUGCCACCUGCAACUGCAAGGAUAAGAUCUAUUAUCGUCACGGGUAGUGAACGAUCCCCGACGUCGAGGGCCAUUUUCGUCGAACCGGGCUGAUCGAUCGCCACCGACGCGGGAUCUAUUAAACACCAGUGGGUUCUUUUUUUUCCUUUAUAGCACAUUGUCGAUUCAUUACGACGUCAGCCAGUUUCCAAAGACUGAGUGUUUUUGUUCCACAGCGGCGAGUUUCUAGCAGAAAAAAAAAAAGAAAGUCUGACGUCGUUUAAAGCUUAAGUUCCGGAGUAUGAUAACGAUCCAACGGUUUCCCUUUGUUAUUCGUUUGUCCAUUAUCUUCCUGCGUUAUUAAAAGUAAAACUAAUCCGCAUCGUUAACUUCGUAAAACAGUAUCGUUAUGAUUCGCUGCGCAGAAUUGGUUCCUCGAGUUUGUCUUUCGCCACAAAAAUGUCUGCUUUUCGUUCGCAUCAGGUGGGUUUGGUUUGAAAAAAACUGUUCGGUGUACCUUGCGUGGGGUCCUCUUUGAAUACGUAUUUGUACGAUAUUUUUCUGGUAUUUGUAAAAAUGUUUACUUGUUUGAGUGGAGUGGAACGGUAGAUUUAUAGUGGAUUUAAAGUACAAUACCGCGUCUGCUAGAGUUUCUAUUUUAAUUCGGGACGGAGUUUGAUUUUCGACGUUUGAUAUGAUCAUUUCUAUCGGCGGGCUCGCGCGUCGCCUAAACGUGGGACUAAAAAUGUAUAAACGUAAGUGGAAGCUCUAUCUAAAACGUGUUUAGCGAUGUAAGUUCUACGGUAGUCUGUGUAUACAAAAUAUCAAGACGUGCAAUUUUCUCGUGAUGUCACUCCAACGUUUAACAAGAUGCUUUCAGCAUACUGUGGGCGCUUAUGAAUGUAUGUCGGGCACGAAGAAAGCGAUCCAUUUGGUAAAUUAAAACAAUUACGUAAUCGGUUUUACGUACACUCAAGGAAAUUAAAUUCUUAACCGUGAUCGUUCGAAUCGGGUCAAUUUAAAAUAUUCGAUAAUCUUCAUCGCGAACCGUCUUCGAUGUUAUUCAAUUUAUCAUUAAUUAGUAUUAUUUUUAUUUAAUCAGAUAAUCCACGAUGGGAUUGUAAAUAAAAUGGACG
Molecule: messenger RNA, 2686 nt
Organism: Colletes gigas
Lineage: Eukaryota; Metazoa; Arthropoda; Insecta; Hymenoptera; Colletidae
Product: cysteine-rich secretory protein 2-like
Exons: 6
Coding region: 791-1618 (275 amino acids)
Cellular component (GO): extracellular region
Source: RefSeq, a predicted model, not a curated record